This is a messenger RNA of Fomitopsis serialis, 807 nucleotides long. RefSeq lists its product as uncharacterized. Gene Ontology annotation, cellular component: nucleus. NCBI's taxonomy places the organism in Eukaryota, Fungi, Basidiomycota, Agaricomycetes, Polyporales, Fomitopsidaceae. The record is from RefSeq and is a predicted model, not a curated record. Gene Ontology annotation, biological process: poly(A)+ mRNA export from nucleus. The transcript is spliced from 6 exons. Bases 22 to 807 code for a protein of 261 amino acids.
CCUCUCUCGUCCACCGCCGCCAUGGACGCAAAGCUCAAAGCACUCAAGGUCGUCGACCUCAAGGACAUCCUCACUCGCGCAGCCGUCUCCAUCCCCAGCAAGUCCAACAAGAACGACCUCAUCGCGCGCAUUCUCGCGUCUCCCGCCGCCCUCGACGUGUACAACGCGCAGCACUCGCCGAAAGCACCCGACGCGGUGCCCGGCCAGCCUGAAAAACAACAGACGCAGCCCGAACGCGACGAGGUAGUGUGUCUUUCCGUCUUCCUGUCGCGGCGUGCUAAGGUAUAUUCUGUAGCUACCUUCCGAGCCAGCCCCACAACUUGCUCCGCCUCUGCCGCCCAAAAUACGCAUCCCCCUUCUCCUGCACGUCCACAGGUGGCAACGUCGCCGCCAUCAAAGCCCGCAUCAUCCGUUGCACACGCCUCGCCUUCCACAGCGGUAGCAUUGGCUUCUAAUGCCACUAGCACGCCCAAAUCCGCGGAAGACGAAGAGUUCGAAAGGAGGAAGGCGCGAGCAGCGCGAUUCGGUCUUCCGUUAGUCGAGCCAACGAAGCCGUCCGCUGAACAGAUCAAGCCGGCCAAGAGCGCAAAACUUGCUGCCCCAUUGCUCGACGACCCGAACAAGCUCGCCGCUCGUGCAGCACGGUUCGGCACCGGGCAGCCUGCUGCAGCGCAGACUACUACCGUCCAGACGAACGGCCGGAAGCGCAAUGCGCCUCCGGUGGAAGCUGCCGAUGAGGAGGAGUUGGAGAAGCGGAGGAAACGUGCAGAGCGCUUUGGGACAUCAGUAGUUGGCACAAAGGCUUAG